AGAUGCAGUUUUGUCUUUGGCUGAUUUUAAACUGUUUGUGCUUUUUAACAUAUAAUAUUUAACAUCCAGUUGGGUUAUAGGAAUGGAGUAGGAAAUAACCCUUUCACUUUAAUGUGAUAAAAGAUGUAAAAGUAUGGCAUAAAAAUAUUUAUUGAAGGUUUCUACUGUUUCUGUAAACUUCCUAGAAAUUCUGUUAGAUCCUGGGUGUAGUACCCUUUGAGCCAGCUGGAAAGGUUGUAUCGCUUGUGUUGUAUAGGCUGUAUCUUAAGGACUCUGUAGGCCUCUCCCUGCUUCACCAUGUGCCCCAGGGGUUCACGAACUGACUCUGAUGGCACGUGGCAUUAAAGGUCUGAAAUGACUUUUUUGGUCCAGAAUUUUUAAUUGACUGCAGCACACCAUGAUUAAUUCCCUCAGGCAAGGAACUGAGGAAUAUUUUUUUCAUCUGUGCAGAACAGGAAACAAACAUUGGGGUGUUCUGUUGUGCCCCAAGGUUUGCACUCACUGCCCUUACUCUGCAAGCUGUCUGUCAAUUCCUUGAUGUUUCCAGGGUAAUGCUUGCUCUUGGUGCUCAUGUUUCCUUUAUUAUUCUGCUGAUACUAACAUUUUGAGAAAGCAUAUAAGCAGUUAAAAAUAUAAUGGUUUGGCUAAAGCUGAACAGAGUUUUUGCUCUGUGAAAAUUAUUAAGAAAGAGAUGACAAAAACCUGUAAAACGUAUGGCAAAGAUGCCUAGGGAAUGCCUGCCCUCUGCUGUUCCAGCAGUGCAGGGAAAUGGCAUCAAAUAAAACUCAUGCAUGGCAGGUUCCAAAUGAACUAAAGGAAGUUCUUCCUCCCACAUUGCCUGGUGAGGUUCUGGAACGCUCUGCCUUGAGCUAUUUGGGGUACUAAAAGGCAGCAACUUUGAAACCUUGAAACCUGAGAUGCAAUACUAGGAGAGCCAGCUGCUGGCAUGACCUCAUACAAAAGUUCUCAUGUCCUUGCAGGACAUGGGGAACAGGUGCAUGCCUGGUGUCUCUCACAUAGGUGUUUGUGUCUUACACCAGAUGUAAACUAUAAUUUUAACUGUAACUAAUCCUGAUUCUAAAGCAAAGCACGAAUACCAACUCCCUUUUAAUUCCUAUGGAAAUGUUAUAACAAUUAAAUAUUUUUGUUAAAUAAGUGAAAGCUAGAGUGAACACUGUAGAAAUAGAAUGUCUAAUAGAUCUAUUUUAAUUAGUACCUUAUAGUACCUUUUUUUAAUGGUUUUUCUGCAUGAGUUAUUCCAAAUUAAGCAUCAACAUUUUAAUUUGAGAGUAUACUUAACUAUUUCUAAGCUCAGUUCAUUAGGUCUUCCUUCCCACCUACUUCAUAGCUGAUCCUCUGCUAACUUCCUUGUAAAAGAGAAAAUAAAAAGGAGGGAUUGUCAAUAGAACUAAUAUAGUUAACUAAUGUAUUAAAAUACCAAUGAAAGUUGGCAGGACCAUAAGUUGACACCUGAUAGCUGGUGAUGUUGAAACUUUGAUGUGACGGUCACUUCCACCUCAGCCAGAAAGACGUGCUGACAAAGGCAGGCAUGCUACAUGGCAGUUUUUACUUACAGUGGUUAACACUUGUUUUGGAAACAUCAACAUGAACAGCCCCCCUCUUUUCAUCUAGGGGUGUUCUAAGACUAAAAUCUGUCUUUUGGUCUAGAUAUAUGCAGCACUCUUAGUUUCGAACUGGACAAAUUCACUGUAGUUUGGAUUGCCAAGAGUAGUGGCUCCCUGGCUUCUGCUAGCUAAGCCUCACUUGAAAAAAACAGCUAUAAUUCAGGCCUUGUGGAUUCAGGUGAGCUCUUCCAGAAUGCAUUGGCCUCAGUUCUGUGCUCCCACUUUUGAGUCUGUGCUUUUGUCCCAUGCCACUGAGACUUGCUCUGCUCUCUGGGAGCUGCUGUCGGAGGGAGGGCUCCUCUGGGCACCUCUGUCCAAGGGCUGGGAAUGUGUCAGUAUUGCUGUUCUGGAACAUGGCAGAUGUGUGCUUCCAGUGCUUGGAUAUUCCUUGCUUCCUUCUCAGAUCCGGGAGCUGGUUCCUGAGUCCCAGGCCUACAUGGAUCUCUUGGCCUUUGAGCGCAAACUAGACCAGACCAUUAUGCGGAAGCGCGUGGAUAUUCAGGAGGCACUGAAGAGGCCAAUGAAGCAAAAGCGGAAACUGAGGCUUUACAUCUCCAACACGUUUAAUCCUGCAAAAUCAGAUGCUGAUGACUCCGAUGGCAGCAUUGCUUCGUGGGAGCUGCGCGUGGAGGGGAAGCUCCUGGAUGAUCUCAGCAAACAGAAACGGAAGUUUUCAUCUUUUUUUAAGAGUUUGGUUAUUGAACUGGACAAAGAUCUUUAUGGACCUGACAAUCAUCUUGUGGAGUGGCACAGAACUCCUACGACCCAGGAAACAGAUGGCUUCCAGGUGAAGAGACCUGGGGAUGUCAGCGUGCGAUGCACAUUACUCCUCAUGUUGGACUACCAGCCUCCCCAGUUUAAGCUGGACCCGCGGCUGGCCCGUCUGCUGGGGAUCCACACGCAGACGCGCUCGGCCAUCAUCCAGGCACUCUGGCAGUACAUCAAAACAAACAAGCUGCAAGACUCCCACGAUAAGGAAUACAUUAACUGUGACAAGUACUUCCAGCAGAUCUUUGACUGUCCACGGCUAAAGUUUUCUGAAAUUCCUCAGAGACUCACUAACCUACUGCUGCCACCAGACCCGAUAGUGAUAAACCACAUCAUCAGUGUUGACCCCAACGAUCAGAAGAAGACCGCCUGUUAUGACAUAGAUGUAGAAGUUGAAGACCCAUUAAAGGGCCAGAUGAGUAGUUUUCUUCUCUCAACAGCUAACCAACAGGAGAUAACAGCAUUGGAUAACAAGAUUCAUGAGACAAUUGAGUCCAUAAAUCAGCUAAAAAUACAACGUGAUUUUAUGCUGAGUUUCUCCAAGGAUCCCAAAGGAUACAUCCAAGACCUUCUCCGGUCCCAAAGUAGGGAUCUUAAGGUGAUGACUGAUGUGGUUGGAAACCCAGAGGAAGAACGCAGAGCUGAAUUUUAUCACGAGCCGUGGUCUCAAGAAGCUGUGAGCAGAUAUUUCUACUGCAAGAUCCAGCAGCGCCGACAGGAAUUGGAACAAUCUUUGGGAGUGCGUAACACAUAAGUACUGCUCACAAGAUUCCAUUGGCAUCACGACCACCAAACCAGUGGACUUCUCAGUGUUACUUAGCUCACUGUUACACAUGGACCUGCUUCCUGACCGGAUGAGAACAUGCCGUCAACACACCAGUCAGAACACCAGCUUUAGAGUGACCUUUGAAAAUCUUGCCCAGGACGGAUGUCUCAAACCAUUCCAUGCCAGAGACAGCACCAUACAAGUGUCAGUGUGAAAGAAGACUAAAGGUUCACUCAUCAACACACAUUGUUACGUUCUAGUGGGAAGUUAGACACUACACGGCAAAUCCUAACGGGCUGUGCUUAGAGUCGUGGGUGGCACCAAGGGGGAGGUUGAGAUAGGUGUUCUGGGAGACUACAGAUGUAGAGAAAUAAAUGCAGCUCUUACCCUAUGGUACCCAAGAGUCUCAAAGAGUAGCUUAUCUGGAAUUAGACAAGAUAGUCUUUCUUAGAGCUGUGGAAUGCUUCUUAUUCCUGAAUGGAGUUUUUAUUUCAGCCAGACCAAUGCAAGAAGCUAUCUCACCAUCUGAAAGAGCAAACUAGGAGCAUUCGCAUCCUGGAAUGCAGAGCCCGUCUGAAAGAAAGACAUAUAGUCAGGCCAUCUCUUCUGCAGAUGCAAAUAACUUCUCUUGCCCUUGUCCCAGCAGUGAAAGGUAGAUUGAAUCACAUAUCACUAGAUGGAUAUGAUCUGUUCUGAAAGAGAACAAUCCCUGGGAUCAGAGCUUCUUAUGCAUCCUUAAUAUCCAUGGUAUUAGCAACAAAUGAGGCAUUCUGAGAAAAUUAAAAUAAUGUAAUGGUGCUUUGCUGAUGCCUGCCUUUAACACAGCAGAUAUUAACAGUAAGUAUAUAUGUAAAAUACCAGAUUAUUUAAAUGUUUCUCUGUGUGCCUGUAGGGUUCAUCACUGAAAAGAACUUCCUAAUUCUUGGUGUAGAAGCUUAACUUCAUGUCACAUGGUAGUUUUUUCUUUAGUUCAGGAUGUUAUCGGAGUCCCUGGAUUGGUCCCACAUUUUGAUCAUAGGUGAACUGCCUCUUACUAUGAAUUAUUUAGCUCUCCCAUACGUGAUACAUGCUGGUUAUUUUGGAUGCUGUUGAGUUAAAAAGCACUAUCAACCUUAAAUAGCACAGAGAACAUAUCCCUUGUAAAUCGUCUUCUUUGUAAAUGUACGACAAAUUCAGACAAUGGGAAUUUAUAGAACAAUUACAUGGAAGCAGGGACAUCUUCCUUAAAUCCUUCCCCUCCUUAUUUUUUGUAGUGCACAGAUGAGUUGUAAUUAAAGGCCCAACAUGAUUUCUAGUCCAAAAAGCAGCUGCCAAAGUAUAACUCUGUCUGUUUGAUGUGGCACUCAAAAUCCUCUUCUAGGUUACUCCUUUUCACCUCCUUUCUUUCACUUCCGUGGAAAGAGAAUCAAAUUCACAUGUGGUAUGGAAGGAAGGCAGCUCUUCUGAAUAAAUGCAUUUUUUCUCUAGUA
Molecule: messenger RNA, 4628 nt
Organism: Sturnus vulgaris (Common starling)
Lineage: Eukaryota; Metazoa; Chordata; Aves; Passeriformes; Sturnidae
Source: RefSeq, a predicted model, not a curated record